CCGUCACACGGUCGCUGCCCCCCGACCUCGAUCCCGACAUGCGGUCGGCCUUAUCCUCUCUCCAGCAGAUUGCGAGCAUGCAGAACCGGCCGAGUCCUUCCGAGGCCCGCUUCGUCAACGCGAAGCCGUUGCCCAAGGGCGGUAUCCGCGAGCUGCCCAUGCCGCCUGCCCAGGUCGUUGUUGGCAUGUUGCGCGAGGUCAAAGGUCCUGGCCGCCAUCGCGUGCGGUAACUGACAACUUGUUCGUUGAAUACUGACAUCCCUCUAGACAAACCCCCUCAGAGUUUCAUAACCAUUUGCACCAUGGUCGCCACCGACAACUUUGCCGAACGGUGCAGCAAGGUGUACUUUGCCACCGAGGACUACAGCAUCCUGACCUGGGGGAUCGUCAAUGCCGGCCUGUAUUUCUUGUUCCUGGAGCGAGCGUCUGUGGCCGAAGGCGCACAAAAAGCUCAGCUGCUUCAAUACCAGUCCGUCUGUCGCGACAACCUCGAAACCGCACUCACCAACCUGCCGCUGCUGCUGCCGGCGCGCAAAGAGAGCGUCGAGAUUUUGCUGCUGGGUGCCUUCUAUGCCAUCGAGAUCUCCAAAUUCUCGCUCGCCCGCGACCUCAACUCCAUAGCCGCGACUCUCUGCCAAACUCUCGGCUACCACCGCCUGCGCUCUCCGACUCCGGAGAGCGAGGCCAAGGUGGUUCUCUUCUGGGCCGCCUACAUUCUUGACAAGGCGCUCUCUCUCCGCUCCGGCCGUGCCCCCGUCAUCCAGGACUACGACAUCACGGUGCAUCGCGGCCUCGGGCCGGGUAUCAACCUGCCCGACGCCUCGUGGAGGGUCGUGCUGAACCUGUGGAUCUCGUACGCUAAUUUUCUGGGCAGGGCAUACGAACAGCUGUACAGCCCGGCCGCGCUGGCGAGGCCACAGGAACAGCGCGUCGAGAGUGCUAGGCAGCUUGUUCAGACGAUGGUAAAUCUGGCCAAGGAGCAAGAACCUCUGAUGCGCCAUACCCGCGAGAAGAUCCGCGGGACAAAGUUCGACGCCAACAAGCCGUUCACCAUGGACCUGGCCAUCCUCAGCGAUGAGUUGCUCCACUGGUCGGCGCUGACGCUAAUCUACCGCGCCAUUCCCAGCCCGCCGGGCUCGCCGAGCACCUUCAACCAGGAGUGCAUCCAUGCGGCGAGACGAGCGUUUGCGCUGCACCAGGAGUACAUGGAGAUGGCCGGCGACAACGUGGCGGCGAAGGCGGGAUGUAUUCAAUGGAACCUCAUAUGCGUCCCCUUCACGCCCGUGAUCAUCCUUUUCUGCCACAUCGUAGAAACGUCGGAUGAGGACGACCUCCGCCGGCUCGCCGACUUCGUCGAGUCCCUGCAGCCGGCGUGCGCCGUCUCCGAGGCCGUCGCCAAGCUGCACCGCAUCUGCCAGGUGCUGCACAACGUCGCCAGCCUGUACGUCAAGGCCAAGGCGCAGCGCCAGCAGGACCCGCAGCAGCGGGACCAGGACAUGGCCAUGGUGGGCGACAACAUCGAUAUGUAUCUUAGCCAGCUGGGCUUCAUGCCGCAGGUCGACCCCGCGUUCGGCGGCGAAGGCGACCUGCCCGCGGCCGGGUUCGCGGCCGGUCAGGCGAGCGAGCUGGGGAACUGGUUCUCUGGGAAUACCCAUAUCCUAGGGCUGCUGGAGGAGGAUUUGUCCGAGUUCGAGCCGCGGAUGUGGUCGAUGGGCGGUCAGUAGAAGGCCUCGGGAGUGUCUGAUGGCACGGUGCCGGCGUUUACGGUUUGG
Thermothielavioides terrestris NRRL 8126 is the source of this 1772-nucleotide messenger RNA. RefSeq lists its product as uncharacterized. The coding region runs from base 303 to 1724 and encodes 473 amino acids. Lineage: Eukaryota; Fungi; Ascomycota; Sordariomycetes; Sordariales; Chaetomiaceae. Gene Ontology annotation, biological process: DNA-templated transcription. Gene Ontology annotation, molecular function: zinc ion binding; DNA binding. The record is from RefSeq and is a predicted model, not a curated record. The transcript is spliced from 4 exons.